AUGGCCACCCCAACGAAGAUCAAUGUCUCGCUUCCCCAGCUCGCUAAAAUGAUUGAUCACUCCCUCCUCCACCCCACGAUGACUGAUGCAGAAAUUCGUGAGGGUCUCGAGCUUAGUAAAAAAUACAAGGUCGCAACUGCCUGCGUCAAGCCCUACUCCAUCCCAUUGGCUCGUGAGGUGCUCUCCGGUAGUGGAGUACUCGUCUGUCCUGUCAUCGGCUUCCCCCACGGGAAUAGCACAACUGCCAUCAAAGUUCAAGAGGCAGCAGCUGCCGUGGAUGCGGGAGGAGAUGAGAUAGACAUGGUUGUGAACGUCGGGAAAGUAUUGGGUGGCGAUUGGGACUACGUUACAGAGGAAAUCCGACAGAUCAACCAAACGGUUGUUCAGAAGGGCGCUAUCCUGAAGGUUAUCUUCGAAAACGAUUACUUGAACGAAGACCAUAUCGUCAGGUUGUGCGGAAUUUGCUCCGACCUUGGCGUCGCGUUCGUCAAGACAUCGACGGGGUACGGCUUCGUCAAACAGUCGAACGGAUUUUACUCGUAUGAUGGUGCGACAUAUCCGCAUUUGAAGCUGAUGCGGGAGAAGUCGGCUUCGGGCGUGCAGAUCAAGGCGGCCGGGGGAGUACGAACGUUGGAUGAUCUAUUGAGGGUUAUGGCCCUUGGUGUGACGAGGGUUGGGGCCACCGCUACAGUUGCAAUUCUAGAGGAGGCAGAAAAGAGAGGCAUUGGAGAGGAACCAAUAGAAGUUGAGGUUGAGUUUAAUUGA
Messenger RNA from Morchella importuna, 765 nucleotides. RefSeq lists its product as uncharacterized. The record is from RefSeq and is a predicted model, not a curated record. Lineage: Eukaryota; Fungi; Ascomycota; Pezizomycetes; Pezizales; Morchellaceae. Gene Ontology annotation, biological process: carbohydrate catabolic process; deoxyribonucleotide catabolic process. Gene Ontology annotation, molecular function: deoxyribose-phosphate aldolase activity. Gene Ontology annotation, cellular component: cytoplasm. The transcript has a single exon. The coding region runs from base 1 to 765 and encodes 254 amino acids.